Hyla sarda is the source of this 2238-nucleotide messenger RNA. RefSeq names its product A disintegrin and metalloproteinase with thrombospondin motifs 10-like. Lineage: Eukaryota; Metazoa; Chordata; Amphibia; Anura; Hylidae. Gene Ontology annotation, molecular function: metalloendopeptidase activity. The transcript has 6 exons. Gene Ontology annotation, biological process: extracellular matrix organization. The annotation marks the transcript as partial. Gene Ontology annotation, cellular component: extracellular matrix. The record is from RefSeq and is a predicted model, not a curated record.
GUUGUGAUGAGAGAGGAGAUGUCUGGUAUUCGCUACAGGUUUAAUGCCCCCAUCAGUAAACAUACACAGACUGGGUACAGCUGGCAUCUCUCACCAUGGACUAAGUGCUCCGCUCUAUGUGCUGGAGGGGUGCAAAUGCAGAACGUUGUUUGCAAAAGGCUGUCAGAUGGAUCUGCUGUGUCUGACGACAUGUGUGACACCCAAGAGAAAAUAAAUGAAAAGCAACGUAUGUGUAACACUGAGCCUUGUCCUCCUGAGUGGGCAAUAGGUCCAUGGUCUGAAUGUAGUCGGAGCUGCAAUUCCGGAGUGCGCACCCGCAGUGUGAUCUGCCAACGGAAGGUAUCAUCAGGGGAGGAAAAAUCUCUGGACGAUAGUAACUGCCCAUCACCUCGCCCCACUAUGCUGGAACCCUGCAAUACCAAAUCAUGCCCACCAGAGUGGGUCGCACUGGACUGGUCUGAGUGUACUCCGAGCUGCGGACCUGGUUAUCGACAUAGAGUUGUCCUUUGUAAAUCAGGGGACAAUGAAAACACGCUGCCACCCUCUCAAUGCCAAGCAAAAGAGAGGCCUGCAACUAGUAUGAGGUGUACACUGCAACGUUGUCCCCCACCUCGAUGGGUGACAGGUGAAUGGGCUGAGUGUUCAGCACAAUGUGGACUUGGACAGCAGAGACGUUCUGUACAGUGUGUGAGCCACACAGGACAGCCCUCGGUGGAAUGCAUAGAGUCUGUGCGCCCAACUGCUAUGCAGCAGUGCGAAAACAAAUGUGAGGCUGGACCUUCGGACAGUCCAGAUGAAUGUAAAGAUGUCAACAAAGUGGCCUACUGCCCCUUGGUGCUCAAGUUUAAGUUCUGUAACCGAUCAUACUUCAGACAGAUGUGUUGCCGAACCUGCCAGGGGCACUGACAUGAAUCAAACUCAUCAUAUGUUUUUUACCAAAUACAUUUCUACAAUGUCUACAAUUUCCCAUAGUUUUCUACAAGGUUUCUAUAACUUUUUAUGUUUUUUCUUCAUUGAUGUUCAUGUCAAGAAUUACUUUUCAGAUUUCUUGCUGCUGUUGUAUAUUUCCUAACAUUUAACUUGUGGCAUUGACACGUUACACAAUAUUUAAUCCUAGGUACACAUCAUUUUUAUCACCACACCUUCUAUGGACAUUAAUGUUGGCCUUUAAGGGCUACCAUCCAUAAUUAUAGACAGAAAACUGAAGAAAUGGAUUGCCAGAUUUCUGAAUUUUAUUCACAGUGAAAUAAUAUCCCAUUUUUUCUAUGAGCUAUUUUGGCUCAUCUGCUAUGUCAAGAAAAACAAGAAGGCUACAAAGUUCAGGUAUCACUAAGGAAUGUAGCAUUACUUAUGCACUGCUGGACAUAUUUAGCAUUUGUUUACUAUUUUAAUACUUAGAAAAUACUUGUUUUUUUUUUUAUAUUUGCGGUGCUAUUUCAAUCCAAGCGCAACUAAACAUAUCCAUAGUAAAAUAUGGUUGGUGCUAUAGAAAUUAAUAAUUCUUUGUUUUUUAUUGUAAGGCUAUGAUCACAUGGUGGAAUGUCCAGAUGGAAAAUUUCUGUACAGACAGUCCACCGACAGCGGAGCACUGGCAGAACAUGCCAGCGCUAGGAAAUGCAUAGUCUGAUAGACGACAAUGCAUUUCCGUGCAGACUCCGCAGAAAAAAUAAACAUGUCUAUUCCUUCUGCGGAUUCCGGAAUAGGGAUUUCCACAGCAGAAACAUCUGCCGCGGAAAUUCAGCCAUGUUCACAGUCCAGCAGAAUCCAACUGAAAUCAAUGGAAUUCUGCUGCAGCGGAAUGUCCAUGCAGAAUUGGUCCGUGGAAUUCCACGCGGUAAUUCCAUUGUGUGAACAUAGCCUGAGAGUUAUCAAAGAUUACCUUUUUUGGUAAGAUACAUGAUUUUAUCUUCUACGAUACUUUUAUGGUUUGUCCAGAUCCUCUUAUUGUAUAUUGAUUUAAAACCUAUUUUCACCUUUGGAACCAUUUUUUUCAGUAGAUAGAUAGAUAUAUAGAUAGAUAGAUAGAUAGAUAGAUAGAUAGAUGGAUAGAACCUACAAUGACAGUUUUGGAUUUUUAUGUUCACAAUUAAUGUAUAUGAAAAUUUCAGUAACUUUGUAAAUACGUUGCAUUGCUUACCUUACAAUGAUUCUAAGUAACAGCCUAUAUUAUAGCUAAAGGGAAUAUAUCACCUAUAUUUCUUUUAUUAAUUAAAGCCAGAUAUUGAUACAUAUAGUUUG